Messenger RNA from Erpetoichthys calabaricus (reedfish), 2735 nucleotides. RefSeq names its product zinc finger protein OZF-like. Gene Ontology annotation, biological process: regulation of transcription by RNA polymerase II. Gene Ontology annotation, molecular function: DNA-binding transcription factor activity; RNA polymerase II cis-regulatory region sequence-specific DNA binding. Bases 210 to 1775 code for a protein of 521 amino acids. NCBI's taxonomy places the organism in Eukaryota, Metazoa, Chordata, Cladistia, Polypteriformes, Polypteridae. The record is from RefSeq and is a predicted model, not a curated record. The transcript is spliced from 3 exons.
GGAAAAAUUAACAAGCUGUAACUAAAGUAGUCUGAUUUCUUAAGGUUUUAAAAGGUUGUCCAGAAUUGCAACCACCAUUUACAGACUUUAAUGUUGUGACUAAGCAUCAAAAAUAAGACAGUGGAUUAAAAAACACUCUUCUGCUUUUAUUUUUAACUACAGGAAACAAACUUCACUGCUGUUCUGAAUGUGGCAAAAAAUUCUCACUUAUGAGCGAUCUCCAGAACCACAAAAGCAUUCACACAGUCGAAAAGUCACUUUGUUGUUCUGUAUGUGGUGAACAAUUCUCUCAAAGGAGUGGUCUACAGAGACACAUCAGAAUUCACACUGGAGAGAAGCCGUAUGUCUGUACUGAAUGUGGCAAAAAAUUCUCGCAAAUUAGCAACCUCCAGAUCCACAAAAGGAUUCACACAGAUGAAAAGCCACAUUCCUGUUCUGAAUGUGGCAAACAAUUCUCACAAAUUAGCAAUCUCCAGAGACACAAAAGGAUUCACACAGGUGAAAAGCCACAUUGCUGUUGUGAAUGUGGGAAACGAUUCUCACAAAUUAGCAAUCUCCAGACCCAUAAAAGGAUUCACACAGGUGAAAAGCCAUAUUGCUGUUCUGAAUGUGGCAAACAAUUCUCUCACAGGAGCCAUCUUCAGAGCCACACAAGAAUUCACACAGGAGAGAAGUUGUAUUGCUGUAAUCAAUGUGGGAAAGAAUUCUAUCACCGGAGUAAUCUUCAGAGACACAUCAGAAUUCACACCGGAGAGAAGCCAUAUUACUGUAAUGAAUGUGGCAAACUAUUCUGUCACAAGAGUACUCUUCAGAAUCACACUAGAGUUCACACUGGAGAGAAGCCAUAUUGCUGUAAUGAAUGUGGCAGACAAUUCUCUUACAGGAACAGUUUUCAAAUCCACACAAGAAUUCACACUGGAGAAAAGCCAUACUGCUGUGUGGAAUGUGGCAAAAAAUUCUGUCACACGACUUCGCUGCAGAGACAUACAACAAUUCACACCGGAGAGAAGCCGUAUUGCUGUAGUGAAUGUGGUAAACAGUUUUCACAAAUAGGCAAUCUUCAGACACACACUAGAGUUCACAGUGGAGAGAAGCCAUUUCACUGUAAUGAAUGUGGGAAGCAAUUUUCAGGAAGAGGCCAUCUUCAGAGACACAUUAGAGUUCACACUGGAGAGAAGUCAUAUUGUUGUAAUGAAUGUGGUAAACAGUUUUCAGUACUGGCCAGUCUUCAGAAACAUGCUAGAGUUCACAGUGGAGAGAAGCCGUAUUGCUGUAAUGAAUGUGGGAAACAGUUUUCACAAAUAGGCAAUCUUCAGACACACAUUAGAGUUCAUACGAGAGAGAAGCCAUAUAUCUGUAACGAGUGUGGUAAACAGUUUUCACAAAACAGCAGUCUUCAGAAACAUACUAGAGUUCACACCGGAGAGAAGCCAUAUUGCUGCAAUGAAUGUGGUAAACAGUUUUCAGGAAGAGGCCAUCUUCAGAGACACAGUAGAAUUCACACCGGAGAGAAGCCGUAUCGUUGUAAUGAAUGUGGGAAACAGUUUUCACAAAUAGGCAAUCUUCAGACACACACUAGAGUUCACACCGGAAUAAAAACAGUAAGAGUUCAAAAAUCAAAGCCAUAUUACAGUUCUGACUCUCCCAAACCAAAAUCUCCUGGCCACGAAAGAAUUCCAAUCUGGGUGCCACCUCCAGACAUCUCGACGAGUACGUUAGAAGAGACAGAAGUCGAAACACACUGGCCUCAAUACUUAAGUCUUUGUGCACCUUAACAUGGUGGGCCUUGUUGGAUAAGAUGUAUACUCUGGGGCUACCAUCCCUUUGCCUUUGUGUACCACCCUGAAGAUUUUAAUUGUUCCGAGGUGCCUUCAUUUUAUUUUAGUCUUAAAUUGUUAAUUACUGAACUGUUAUUGGGUAAAACUAAAGGUGACAUUUCUUUUCCCACUCAAUAAAAGUUUUUCAGAGAGCUUUUAUAAGGUACUAGCAAUGGUGACCUGUCAAAGACGUGUUUUAGAAUGAAUUUCAAAAGGAUUUGAUAUGUUAUGACUGAUAGGCACUGACAGAGUGUGACCAGGAGGAGGUCACUUCAUCUGCUUGUGCUAAUAGUGGAAAAACAAAAGAAAUGUAAGCAAUUGUGUCUCAAAUGUUGUAAGUCGCCUUGGCAUCAGUCAAAUAAUAUUAAUAAUUACAAGAAAGUUUAGUUAAAUAACGCCCUCGGCCAAAAGGGGUUUCAUGUUUCCGAGAGACUUUGAAGUCUGCUCUCUUGAUUUACUUACAGUGUGCUUUCUUGUUUGUUGUUGUAAAUUGUUGUUGCUUUGAAUAAAUUACAAAAUACUGGAAUUCACCCGUCUGUCCUCUCCAGUCAUCUGACUGUGACUCCUGCACUCGGCUUUCUGUUUUAUGAACCCUGUGAAUUAGCACAUUUUUCAGAGGUCCCUGAGACCCCUCUUUUACAUGGUCCUUCAAGCCGGAAGCUAAAACGACCAACCUGAAAAUAAAGUGGACAAAGCAGUGAGUAUGGAGCAGCCUAACCUCAUCCCUAGUGAACUGAGCAUCAAUGCGGAAGAGAACACUUGGCCUGACAACCCCACAUUCAGCAAAACCUCAUCUCACACACCAUAGACAACCUGUCAGCGGGCGAUGCUAAAUCCUUUUGGCCAAGGCCACUAAGAGACGACAGGCCACGAGAGCACAAUUGUUAUAUGGUAGUCUGAUAGCAGUCACGGGAUAUU